AUGAAUGACUUCUAUUCAGAGCCUACACCAAUAGGCUACAAAUGGCGCUCUUCCAAAUGGUUCAUCCUCUCAACUAUCACGAUCGCCUUGUUUGCUGAGACCUUCCUUUACGGGUUCCUCGUUCCCAUCCUAGGUUACAUGUUCCAGAGUCGCCUACAUAUUGAUCCCUCUGAGACCCAAAAGUUUACUUCUGCUGUCCUCGCCCUUCAUGGCGCUGUCUCCGUCAUCUCGGGCCCUAUCAUCGGCCAUUUUGCUGAUAAGAGCCCGAAUCGCAAGGCCCCAUUGCUACUAUCUCUCCUCGCAUGUAUUAUAGGGACCGUGAUGAUUGCUGGCGCUCCUUCGGUCCCUAUACUCUUUAUAGGCCGUGUGAUGCAGGGCAUUGCAGCCUCUGCAGUGUGGAUUGUCGGAUUUGCAACCAUUGCAGAUACUGUGGAUGAGGCGAAUAUCGGGACCGUGAUGGGCUUAACGAUGUCAAUUGUUAAUUUGGGAAUGAUCGGCGGACCUGCUGUCUCCGGCUUGCUCUUAGAGGCUACAGGAUACUGGGUAACAUGGUUGACACCACUUCUGAUUCUGACUGUCGACCUUAUUGCACGUCUAGUGAUGCUUGAGAGCCCGCCAAUUGAGAACACCCCCAAGGAUUCCCCCUCUCAGUCUAAACCCUCAUCUCAAUUGGAGGCAGAUGUGGAAGAGACAUUGGAGACCUCAGAGACAACAAGUCUGCUUUCCCCACGCCAAGAUUCUCAAAUUCCAAGCAUUGCGGCCAACUUUUGGCGUAUUAUGUUAUGUGAUGCCCGUGUAUUGACAGUUCUACUUGUCAUUAUCUCUGGCACAACUGUGGGUACAAGUUUUCAUGCGACGCUUCCACUGCACGUACGAGAGACUUUUGGAUGGGGCCCAGGAAAGACUGGGUUCUUAUUCUCCUGUCUUAUUGCCCCGGGCCUCCUUCUCGGACCCCUCGCUGGCUGGAUUCGCGAUCGUGUCGGAAUACGACCUCCUGCUGUGGUUGCUCUAAUACUUCAGGCCGUACUACAAGGCCUACUGGGUAUUGCCGGGAGCAACCGUUUCUCCUGGGCUAACGCUCAAAAUUGGGGGGAAACAAUCUAUGUAGCUUCUAUUAUGGCUAUUGGUGCAACGAGACCAUUUAUGACAGGCAUAGGACCAACCGAGUUGACUGUUGCGGUCAAAUCCCACCAAGAAAAGAAUCCAGGCAUCUUUGGACCCAAAGGCGGCUUGUCCCGUGUAUUUUCUAUGAUGGAGGUUGCUGCUUCCCUUGGCAUGACAAUUGGCCCGAUUAUUGGCGGCUAUCUGAAGGAAAUGGUUGGCUACGACUAUAUGAGUUGGACAUGGAGUCUUCUAUAUCUUAUCCUCGCUAUCCUUGUCAUGUCCUUCUUAGGAUCCAAAAACCCCGAUGAAACUAUCCCUUCUGAGGAAAUUCAGUAG
Penicillium concentricum is the source of this 1440-nucleotide messenger RNA. Its product is annotated as MFS transporter. The transcript is spliced from 4 exons. Gene Ontology annotation, molecular function: transmembrane transporter activity. Gene Ontology annotation, biological process: transmembrane transport. NCBI's taxonomy places the organism in Eukaryota, Fungi, Ascomycota, Eurotiomycetes, Eurotiales, Aspergillaceae. The coding region runs from base 1 to 1440 and encodes 479 amino acids. The record is from RefSeq and is a predicted model, not a curated record.